AAUAAAUAAAAUCUGAAUCCCUACCUACCAGCAGCAGAGUCGUUCCGCCACCGCCAUCUCGCCGUCCGUUCAUCGCCGUCGCCAUUUUCAGUCACUCAGAAGCUCUCCGCGACCACCCCUCAGAAAACGCACCUUAAUUUCCAACUUCACCGUCUAGUGGCAGCGCAUCUGCGUAGCGGACAACUGAUUCGACUAAACCGCCGCCUCCGGUGGACACUUCCGUAACCGGCGGAGGAAUCGGAGUCUACAUGACGAGCUACGUCUGGAGGAAGUAUGCAGAAUAUCUGCACACAAAAUGGGAGAAAACAAUCCUCUGGGACAUGAUCGAGCCGUACAAGCGCCCUAAAUCCUUUACUCCCCUUGUUACGAUCUACAUUUGUGCCUUCUACACCGGGGUUAUUGGAGCUGCAAUCACCGAACAGCGAUACAAGGAGAAAUUUUGGGAAGAGCACCCCGGGCACGAAGUGCCAUUGAUGAAGCCAAUGUUUUACGGCGGACCUUGGAGGGUUAUGAGAGGCGAAGUUCCUCGCUACAUAAAAGAACCGGGCAACCAAAUUCAGCCGGAAUGAGCAAUUUUAGACAUCGGGCUUUACUUCUCCCCCUCCAGUACUCAUUCUACGCCAAUAUCAAAUAAGCAAAUGUAUUUACAACCACCUUCGACAAGUUUCUGAAUUCGAAGGCUGUGAAUAUAGCAUUAUUUCUUGAUAUGGAACCACAAGUGCUCUAGAGUGUAUCAAUGGAGUAUACUAUUUUGAUCUUACACAAGAACCCUAUUAGUAUACAAAGACAUAGAAGUAAUUUUCUUGUGUAAUUGGAACUCUCUACCUUGUAUUCAUUUGUUUCUAACAUCCUCAUCAUAUAUCAAGAAUUGAACAUAAAUAAAGUAUUCAAAAUAGUUAUGCUUUC
Messenger RNA from Andrographis paniculata, 906 nucleotides. RefSeq lists its product as uncharacterized. The coding region runs from base 249 to 569 and encodes 106 amino acids. The record is from RefSeq and is a predicted model, not a curated record. The transcript has 3 exons. Lineage: Eukaryota; Viridiplantae; Streptophyta; Magnoliopsida; Lamiales; Acanthaceae.